Molecule: messenger RNA, 2186 nt
Organism: Lutzomyia longipalpis
Lineage: Eukaryota; Metazoa; Arthropoda; Insecta; Diptera; Psychodidae
Exons: 4
Coding region: 153-2144 (663 amino acids)
Source: RefSeq, a predicted model, not a curated record
GUUCUUACUUACAUUUUUCAAGCAAGUUGUGCUGAAACUUCCAUCUGUGGCCAUAUAUUUGACAAUAGCACGCACAAAAUCAACACCACGCUUUGCUGAGGACAUUUUACAGGUUUUUCCUCACGCGCACGACAGCAGAGCCGCCAACUGCGAUGGAUAUGAAUGAAAUUUCAACAAUUUCCCAUCGGAAGCAGAAGAUUACGCAACGAUUCUGCCUGAGGACGUCACCGUGUGGACGCUACUACUGCCUCAUGCUGGCUGGAACGGCAGUAAUCAAUAGGAUAGCUCAUGCACCAACAGCUGAUCAUGCCAGCAUCAACUUCCACGUGAGCCAACUACAGUGCCCUGAGAGUAUUGCAUCGCAGACUCUUCCGCGGGACUUGGAGACAAUUUACGAAGCAUCCACGCACGAUGAGAAGACGUCAUUGGUGCUCAAUCCACUCAUGUGCUACAAAUACGCUGAAAAUAUCAGCAUCCUCCUGACUGAUCUGCAGGUAUCGCCAAGUCUUCAUGGGCGUGCCAAUGAGCUCCUAAUUGCAUCCCAAAACUCCAUGGGAUGCGUGCACUUCUUCGCCCCGCCCGUUGUGUGGCGGAAGUGGAUUUUAGUCCUGGAUGUGGCGAAGGAACUCAUUGAGCGUCGUCACAGUGUGAGUAUCAUUAGAACCUACAGAGAUUUCGAAGUGGCCAUUGAAGAUCACGUAAUAUCCGCUUUUUGCUGGACAAUGACAAAUCACGAGAGGAUCUAUAAGUUCUGUGUUGUGGUCAGGAGUGGUGUAGCAAUUUUCUGCACCUUCAACAGGGAUCGGAUGGAGAUUGAGUUUGAGAGUAAUUUGGAAAUUGCAAAUGUCACCAAACUCCAUUGGUUUCAAUUUCAUCGGCAAAACUAUUUGGUGGCUGCUGCUGCCACGGGGCAGAUUCAUCUCAUGAAUGUCGAUGCAGAGGCAAAGCAAUGCACGAGUGUUGCUGAAUUGUGGACUGAUUGUGAUCAUCUAGCUGUUGAGCAUUUGGAGGUGAACACCGAGAGGGAAGAUGCUCUCCUCUUGUUCGUCAAAGAUUGCUUCCUUGUGACGUUUGUCCUCAAUGAGGAAGAGAAGAUUUUCUGUCGCUACGUUGAAUUGGGCAGGACACCAAUUGUGGGGCUAACCCCCGUCAAUUCCUGGGAAUAUCUCAUCAUCUGCGCGGACAGGCACACAAAAUUAGUUCGUAUUAGUGCAACAGAUGCAGAGAUUGACAUUCAAGAGUUGGAAGUGAAGAGUAAUCUCCAGGAGAAGUAUACCUUUGCCGGAGCAGUUGCUUCGCCCCAUCGGGUGUUUUGGAUGUUUGCCGGGGAACUUCUUGAGCCUCAUGAUUCCCACAAUCCAGCUGUUUCAUCAGUCAUUGUGACCACAUCGACAUUCAUUGAUGGAAACUGCCCACUAGACAUCCUCUCGCGCACAUCGAAAGAUCCCAUCUCUUUGGCGGAUUGUCAGGAAGCCCUGCGCAUCCGGUGGUUCAAGGAAUCCGAUGUGGAUCCCUACUAUAUUGAUCUCGUGGCACAACCACUGCACGAUGACGUUGCAUCCGUGAUAAAUCUCCGGAAGAGAUUAAUUUAUCUGGGAGCAAGAUCGGGUUCACUGAAAUACGGCUACCAGGCACAAGCCUUGCACUUCCUGGAGGAAUUCCGCUACAUUCUCCGUGUUCUGGUGGUUAUGCACAUGCACAGGAAUCUCCUGAAGCUCCGUAGACGACAUCAGGUGACGAAUAAACUCACAAAACUCCAAGUAAAUGCCGUGAAGCACUUCAAAGUAGCCAUCCGGGAGUUUCUCUUGACACCCAUUCCCGAAGAGUAUGCUCCUGGUCUUGAGUCACUACGAGGUAUCCUUGAGCAAACCAUGCAGGACGUAAAGGAGCCAAAAUGCAUCCUCAUACUCUGCCAAUUGUGCCAGGGGGAAGUCAAUGAGGACACACUAAUCUGUGCAGAUGGCCAUGAAAUGCGUCGAUGUGUCCUGACCAAUUUUCCGAUCUUUAUACUGAAUGAAGCCAUUUGUCCACAAUGCAAUCAACUAAUCCUCAAGGAUCGUCCCAUAUUGACUGAAAUCCUCCUCCUGGACGCCAAUGAGGAGAUAAAAUGUCCCAUUUGUGAUGUAGUUGUCGAUGUAGAUUAGAUUAAAUAAGUUUUUUUUAAUUAAAUUUGAAAAUCAAACAUA